Messenger RNA from Neurospora tetraspora, 726 nucleotides. RefSeq lists its product as uncharacterized. The transcript is spliced from 2 exons. Lineage: Eukaryota; Fungi; Ascomycota; Sordariomycetes; Sordariales; Sordariaceae. The record is from RefSeq and is a predicted model, not a curated record. The annotation marks the transcript as partial.
AUUCACGAAAAGGCGGACAUGUUUGCGCGCGCUCUUGUCGGCUAUGCUACGAUGGAUGCUGAGGCGAUGGGCCGGGAUACCUUUAUUGAGCGAGUUAUCGAGGGAGGAAGAAAAAAACGCUACAUUACGCUGAACGACACAGGUGGUCAAGCAACGAGGAUCAGAUUGGAUAGGGCGAUGUAUAGCCAGAAGGCCAUCGUAAGUCGCGGAACUACCUGUUAUACGACCGAAAACAACAGCGUUGUCAAAUUCGCCUGGGCAUCGGGUAAACGGACGUCGGAGGUAGAGCACCUAACGCAAGCAAAGAAAAUGAAGGGAUUGCAAUUCUCAAAGCCUCACCCGUUUCUGAACGGGGGGGACGACCCUUCAUCGGCUUCAACAAGCACUAAUACACCGGGAUACAAGCGCAAAUCAUCGUCCGAUGCCACUAACAACACCGUAUCCAGAUCUAAUAAGAAGCAGCGAUCCGAUAGCCAGAAGGUAAUUCGAAAGCUGAGCAUCCAGCCGUCGUCGUCAACAAGCAAGAUUAAGCCGACCCUAUCUACGCCUAGCGAGGAACUGUGGGAAGAUCGGAUCUAUUCCUGCCUCGUCAUCUCACCUGCCGGUCGCGUCAUCAGUGAGUUUACCGAUAUCAAGCAACUGCUAGAAUCAAUGCGAGAUGCGAUCAAGGCGCACCAAUCUCUCUUCGUCACUGGCAAUAUUCUCCACCGCGAUAUCUCUCCAUCC